AUGGAGUAUAACAUACCUAUCCAAAGACAGCGGACUGUGUCAACAACUGGAGAAGCUCUGUAUGAAAUUCUUGGUCUGCAAAAGGGAGCAUCAAAUGAAGAAAUUAAGAAAAACUACAGAAAAUUAGCCCUGAAACACCAUCCAGACAAGAAUCCAAAUGAUCCAGAUGCUGCUGAAAAGUUUAAAGAAAUCAACAAUGCCCACACAAUACUUACCAACAUCUCAAAGAGAGAUAUAUAUGACAAGUAUGGAUCUCUGGGACUCUACGUGGCCGAGCAAUUUGGAGAUGAAAAUGUUAAUGCCUACUUCAUGCUGUCUAGCUGGUGGGCAAAGACCCUGUUUGUCGUCAUCGGCCUCUUGACGGGCUGCUAUUUUUGUUGCUGUCUGUGCUGCUGCUGCAACUGCUGUUGUGGACACUGCCGGCCCAAAUCCGAGAUGCCAGAGGAGAACUAUUAUGUGUCUCCAGAGGAUCUUGAGGAGCAGAUCAAGACCGACACAGAAAAAGGUAUGGACUUUCCAGUUGUUCUCCAGCCUACAAAUGCAAAUGAGAAAACACAGCUAAUCAGAGAAGAAGCUCAAAGUUAUCGCACAGACUCUUGA
Molecule: messenger RNA, 600 nt
Organism: Cynocephalus volans (Philippine flying lemur)
Lineage: Eukaryota; Metazoa; Chordata; Mammalia; Dermoptera; Cynocephalidae
Gene: DNAJC5B
Product: DnaJ heat shock protein family (Hsp40) member C5 beta
Exons: 4
Coding region: 1-600 (199 amino acids)
Source: RefSeq, a predicted model, not a curated record